AUGUUCAGGCAAGACUUCAACAGGAUAGACCCCAAACGGCGGCAUGUCGACCACCGCAAGCAACAAUUCGUCGACCGCGGGUACAAAGAGCAGCAAUAUCCCCACAGACUCAACUUCUACGCGACGCCACCCACGGCAGACAUCACCCUCGAGCAAUUCGAGCAAUGGGCAAUCGACCGUCUCAGAGUCCUUGCCGAGCUCGAGGCAUGCUCCUUUCGCAACAAAUCCCACGAUGAGACCGCCGCCCACAUGAAACCCCUCCUAGAGAAAUACUUGCCGCUGGACUUCAACAGCUCAAAGUCAACACAGCUCGCUUUACAGCGGCAGAAAGAUCACUACAGCCACUUCAUAUUGCGCCUCGCAUUCGCGGCUACCGAGGACCUGCGCCGGCGAUUCACCCGUGUAGAGACGACGCUCUUCCGAUUGCGUCUGAACCAGGAGGAUACGAGAGACCGGAAUGAGUUCGUGAGGAGUUUGACUCUGGACUGGGAGAUGGUAUCGGACGAGGAGAGGCGGGAACUGGAGGUGGAGCUGGCUGCUACGAGCGGCUACGCGCGCAAGGGCGCCCCGGCGGAGGAGACAUGGUGCAAGGUCGACUGGGAGCGGGUGCCAGACCUGGUGGAGGGCAGGAGGGUAUUCCUGAAGGCUGGAAAGGCAUACGUGCCCUCGAGGGAACAGACGAGCAUGGUCGUCACCGAGUUCACCUCCAGGCUGGAGCGCGCCCUCGAGCUCACCGCGCGCGCGCUGCCGCGGCUCGACGAGGACGACCGCCUGUCGCCCAUACUCGACCACCUCUCCAAGAAUUUCAUCACCCCGGACGCCUCCUACCAGAGCAGCUCGGGCGACCUCCCCGCCGGCGCCGAGAUCUCGGCGCGCAACAUCGACAAGCUCUCGCAGCACUUCCCGGCCUGCAUGUCGCACCUGCACCGCUCGCUCCGCCGCGACGCGCACCUGAAGCACUACGGCCGCCUGCAGUACACGCUCUUCCUCAAAGGGCUGGGGCUGAACCUGGAGGAGGCCCUGGCGUUCUGGCGGCAGGCGUUCCACAAGGUGACCGACGACCAGUUCAACAAGGACUACCGGUACAACGUGCGGCACGCGUACGGCGACGUCGGCGGCGACUCGAACAGGAGGGGCGGCGGCUACAGCCCCUUCAGCUGCCAGAAGAUCCUCACGGAGCACCCGCCCGGCCCCGGCGAGGCGCACGGGUGCCCGUACCGCCACUUCAACAUGGAGAACCUGUCGAACCUGGUGCAGGCCAUGGGCGUCAACGACAGGAGUGUGCUGAAUGGUGUGAAGGAGGACAAGGAGAAGCAGAAGUACCACAUGGCUUGCAACCGUGUCUUCGAGUACGUACACAAGAACGAGAUCAAGAGGGCCAAGGACGAGGGCGUCAUGAGCGCCAAUCAGCUGGAGACUAUUGUUCACCCCAACGAGUACUUCAAGCGGAGUUACGUGCUGAAGAAUCUGGGCAAGGGGAAUCCGGCGGCGAGGACGUCAAGAUGGAAGGCUAAACGGUGGUAA
Molecule: messenger RNA, 1524 nt
Organism: Diaporthe citri
Lineage: Eukaryota; Fungi; Ascomycota; Sordariomycetes; Diaporthales; Diaporthaceae
Exons: 3
Coding region: 1-1524 (507 amino acids)
Biological process (GO): DNA replication, synthesis of primer
Cellular component (GO): alpha DNA polymerase:primase complex
Source: RefSeq, a predicted model, not a curated record